Fimicolochytrium jonesii is the source of this 1584-nucleotide messenger RNA. RefSeq names its product nitrogen permease regulator of amino acid transport activity 3-domain-containing protein. NCBI's taxonomy places the organism in Eukaryota, Fungi, Chytridiomycota, Chytridiomycetes, Spizellomycetales, Powellomycetaceae. Gene Ontology annotation, biological process: cellular response to amino acid starvation; positive regulation of autophagy; TORC1 signaling. The record is from RefSeq and is a predicted model, not a curated record. Gene Ontology annotation, cellular component: GATOR1 complex. The transcript is spliced from 4 exons. The coding region runs from base 1 to 1584 and encodes 527 amino acids.
AUGAGUCCUUUCCUCGGCAUUCUGUUGAUUUGCUAUUCCAGCCGUGGUCAUCAGCUGGUUUUCAACUAUCCUGCAGAGCCAAAGCCAAGGCUUUCGAGGACGCGCAGUGGAAAUCGAGUUGGACAGCUUGGAGAUGGCACUCCUCUCCGUCAACAGGAGAGCGAGAAGUUUCUUGGCUUUGAAACCCACUUCCUUUCGGAUGUACUGUCCCCAAAAGUGGCUUUGUGCGACCGACAGUUCCAGUUGACAGUCGAUGAUGUGACCUUUGUGGGACAUCCAACACUCCUGCAUGCGGACCGCCCGGGAACUGGUCAUCGUUUCGCUCGGAUGAUACAAAAGAAGAGGUUGAAUGCUCAGGAGGCGGGUAUUAGAACGCCGUCCUCGCAUUGGGACAAUGAGCUGCAUCAGUAUCACGAUGGGAUAUCUCCGCCAUUUGAGAAAGCCGCCUCGAACCCCUCCGUGAAGUCGUCGGCAGAUGCAAUAUCCUCCGCCGGGUUGUCUGCAUCCGCACCUCAAUUAUCAAUGUUCAAUCUGGUCUUUGCGAUGCAAACCAGUGGCGAACAGAUGGCGGUAGAUGAAAUGUACACCCACGUCAUAUCCAAGGUCACAGCCGCCCUCAAGUACGAGCAACUCAAGCGAGGCUACAUUCGAAAGGAGACGGAAUUGAUUCUUUCUAUCAAGGACGAUGCUCAAAAUAAGACAUCAGAUCGCGUGCACCUGAGCGAUAUCAUCGAUCGUAUACUCUCCGAGUGCUCUCUGGCCCGUUGCCUAGCCGAUAUAUACGACUCAAUAGUGCGAGACUCUGCGGCACACGUUGUUAUCAAUUCCUCCGUUGAUUUAUCCCUCCAUUUGCCAAAGCAUACCAAGCCCUGCAUGCUUGCGCCGCAACGCCUAGAGUCUCGCGUUGGGUUGGAGGACGAAGGGAGCUCAGGGUACCCAGUUCUCCGGCCAUACCAUGCUAUCCUGCUACUGUACGAUCCUGAAGAAGUCCUGCAAGCAUUACCGGUUGAUCCACUGCCAUUGCUUGCGGAACUGAUUCAAGUUGUCACACCAACUCAAUGCUUCCAGCAACUGCAGGCUACCUUGGAUUGCUCUCUUUCCCAAGUCUAUCGAUUAGCUGCUCACUUGGUCCAUUGGCAAAAGGCGAAAAUCAUUCAUGUUGUCGGCGUGCGCAAUGUCUAUGUGGUCCCGCCCAACGCUGAUCUCAACCGCAUACAUGAACUCUCUGGAGAUUUCAACAACCGUUUCCCGUCCGUCAAUCUCCCGUCCAUCUUGGCCAAUUUGACAAGCAUCCGACCAUUUUCCACCACUAUACCGCAGAAAGAGUUGCGGACCUUAUACCUCGAGAUCCUAACGUACCUGUUGCGACAUAACCUCGUAGAGCAACUCCACAUGUACAUAUAUCUCAUGAUCCCGUACAAUAUAUUUAACAAUAAAUUGCUGGUCGGCACCUCGCGGGAAAAUGAGACUCCAUCGCCCGUCAUCAUUGCAGACCCGGCCCAAGCGACUGAUGUUGAAAGGGAAUGGAUAAACCGCAUUGCCUACGAGCAACCCCAGGCCAUAGCUUCUGCUUUCCUCAAGUAA